UAUCUAGUUGACAAGGAAUAUGCUGAACAAGAAACAGAACCUCUUGAUACAAUUAUCAAUUUUGACAUAAGUUAUCCCAACUUAACUACAAUACUAACUUAUCUUAAAAUUGUUCCAACCCCUACUUGAAAGAGAUUUCUGAUCGAUGAAAAAAAAUAGCUAAACCUCCAUAGGUUGCUGACAUGAAGAGAUGGGAACUAACUGGUCACAGGGUGAAGCUCCAGAGUUCGAACCAAGAGGUAGAGUCUUACAAAUUCAUGUCGAGUCACAGAAUUAUGACACUGAAGCCAAGGUAGAGGAGAAGACAGUAGAAAAAAAUCUUCCACACAGCUUCGAGGGCAUCAUUAAAAACUCAGAUUCAGAUAUUGACCGAUCCUCUGUGAAGAAGCUGUAUGAUCAGCUCCACGCUGGAGUUUUCUUGAACCAGAAGCGAAAGAGGUACUGGGUAGAUAAGAAGUCCAACAAGAACUGCUUCAUGGUGCUCUCAAGAGGUCUGGCAAUCACUUGGGCUGAGGAUGCUCGUUUCUGGCAUUGGCAAAAUCUUAAAGACACAACAACUGAUGAGGUUAUUGAGGUUGCAGAACUGCUGAAUGUAUGUUGGCUAGAAGUUUGUGGAAAGUUUGAGAUAGAAAAGUUGUCACCAGCAACUUUAUAUGAAGUCGUGUUUGUGAUUAUGUUGAAAGAUGCCACAGCAGCAUAUGGAUGGGAAAUUCCAGUAAACCUAAGCCUAAGUCUUCCAGAUGGAAGCAAGUUUAACUGCAGAGAAAGCUUGAUGACCAAACCACGUUGUCAGUGGAUAGAGAUACCAAUAGGUGAGUUCACAACUUCAACGCAAAAUGUUGGGAACAUAACAUUUUCCAUGUAUGAACAUGAAGGAGGGAAAUGGAAGAGAGGACUCGUGAUAAAGGGUAUUGCAAUCCGCCCCAAGGACUAAAAUCUCUAAAGACAAUCAGCACAGCCCAUGUAACGAGAAUAGCAAUAAUAUGUAAUAACCAUUACAGAUUGACAACCAGCUAAUGAGAACAGUGCACCAUGUGUUUGUUUGGGAUUACGCUUAACUGAUUCAGACGCAGAGUAGAUAAGCCCAAACAAAUGGUGCUGUAAAAUCAUGUUUGGCCUGUUUUCUUGAAUUUCUGUUCAAACAUCAGCUGUUUCUCCUUGCUAUAAAAUUGCACAACUACCAUUUACACUCUUUAAAAUCAAUUACAUUGCAGUUGGUCA
Messenger RNA from Carica papaya (papaya), 1221 nucleotides. RefSeq names its product lectin-like. Gene Ontology annotation, molecular function: carbohydrate binding. Lineage: Eukaryota; Viridiplantae; Streptophyta; Magnoliopsida; Brassicales; Caricaceae. The record is from RefSeq and is a predicted model, not a curated record.